This is a messenger RNA of Thecamonas trahens ATCC 50062, 1968 nucleotides long. Its product is annotated as ATP-binding cassette sub-family G member 2. Bases 1 to 1968 code for a protein of 655 amino acids. The transcript has 2 exons. NCBI's taxonomy places the organism in Eukaryota, Apusomonadida, Apusomonadidae. Gene Ontology annotation, molecular function: ATP hydrolysis activity; ABC-type transporter activity; ATP binding. The record is from RefSeq and is a predicted model, not a curated record. Gene Ontology annotation, cellular component: membrane.
AUGGAGCAGCAAGAGUCGUCGACGUCGUCGUCAAGCUACACCAGCAGAGCCAUUGCGCUCGACACCGCAACCUCUGUCUCGUCAACAGAUUCAUCGGCCUCGUCGUCGUCAUCAAGCUCACCCUCAUCGACCGACUCCGCCGGCUACGGCUACGACGCCGAGUCGGGCGGUGCCGCCGGUGUCAUCAUCGAGGCCUCCAACAUCACCGUCAAGGUCCCGGCCAAAAAGUCGCUGCUUGACAAGUGCCGCGGCCGGCCUGGCACGGAUGAGAUCGUCCUCCUCGACAAUGUCUCGCUGAAGCUUGUUCCGGGCGAGCUCACCAUGCUCCUCGGCCCGUCGUCGUCGGGCAAGUCGCUCCUCCUCGACGUCCUCGCCGGUCGUCUUCCGUCGGCGCUCGAGUCGUCCGGCUCGGUGCUGUACAACGGCAUGGAGCUUGAUCCGUCGGACGUCAUGGCCAUCUCGGGCUAUGUCCAGCAGGAAGACAUCAUGCUCUCCGACUCGACGCCACGCGAGAACCUGCACUUCCUCGCCCGUCUCUCGCUCCCGUCGACCAUGUCGGCCGAGGAUCGGGGCGCACGCGUCGAGUCAGUUCUCAACUCCCUUGGCAUCGCCAAGGUCGGCGACACCCUCGUCGGCGUCCCGGGCCUCAAGCGCGGCCUCUCCGGUGGCGAGCGGAAGCGGGCCAACAUUGCCCAGUCGCUCAUCACCGCUCCGCAGAUCCUGUACGUCGACGAUCCCACCGCAGGCCUCGACGCCGCCACUGCCGAGACCGUCAUCGUCAACCUCCGCAAGCUCGCCAAGAAGAACAACAUGACCAUCCUGGCCUCGAUUUCGCAGGCCUCCAACGAGAUGCUGCACAUCUUCGACAACGUCAUGGCACUUGCCGGCGGCCAGGUCGCGUACUCGGGCAAGCUCCUCUCACGCACGGCGCUGGUGCCGGGCGACGACGAGACGGCUCACAGCGGCUCGUCGUCGGCGUCUACCUCGGCCUCCUCGUCGCUCGCGCGCAUCCAGGCCAUCACUGCCGCGGCGCGCGCAGCCGGCAUGGGCCUCCCGGACUCGUCGUCGGCCUCGCUCUCGCAGGCUGGAUCGCUCCAACUCGACGAGUUUAAGGGCCACCGCCCGUCGCCGAUCGUCAAGCUCGCGCAGCUCGUCAAGCGCAACAUCAUGCUCCAGGUCCGCAACAAGCAGGCCUCUUGGGCCCGCGCCGGACAGAUGAUCAUUCUCGGCUUCCUCAUUGCUGCCAUCUGGUACCAGAUCGACCGCGGACAGACUGGUGGUCUCGACCGCGCCGGCCUCAUCUUCCUCGUCACCAUCAUGCUUGUCUUCUCUGGUAUGCAUGCGGCAGUGACGCUGUUCAUCCCAGAGCGGGCGGUGUUCAUGCGCGAGUCACAGGACGGCCUCUACAGCACCGUCACGUACCUCGCCGCCAAGGUCAUCGCCGAUCUGCCGUUCCAGGCCGCCUACAUCGCCCUGUACGUCUUCCAGGUCUACUUUAUGGUCGGCUUGCAGGCCGAGCUCGACAAGUUCCUUAUCUUUACCGGCUUUGCAUACCAGCUCUCGCUCUUUGGCACUUGGCUCGGUCUCCUCCUCUCUGCGGCGACCGGCGAUUCGGAUGCCGCCAACGCGCUUGCUCCGGGCAUUGUCCUCCCGUCGACCCUCUUUGCCUCGUUCCUCGUCAAGCCCGAGUCGAUCUGGGUCGGCAUCCGCUGGCUGCGCUACUUUUCGUUCAUGAAGUACGCCUUUAACGGCGUGCUCAUCAACGAGCUCAAGGGCCUCACCUUUACCUGCGACGCCUCCGAGGCCAUCAACGGUACCUGCCCUGUUCCCAACGGGCAGGCCGUCCUUGACCUGUUCGAGGCCGAGGAGGACGGAAACAUCGGUUUCAACUCGGGCAUCCUCGGCGUCUUCAUGGCUCUCUUCCUCAUCCUUUCCUACCUCGCCCUCAACGCCUCGCGCAAGCGGUAA